Parasteatoda tepidariorum (common house spider) is the source of this 512-nucleotide messenger RNA. RefSeq lists its product as uncharacterized. The record is from RefSeq and is a predicted model, not a curated record. Lineage: Eukaryota; Metazoa; Arthropoda; Arachnida; Araneae; Theridiidae.
CAAAUACUUAUUACAAUUAUUUUACUACUAUUUUUAUUAGUUUUUGCAACUCUAACAUUCAUAUAAGUUUGAAGCCUCUAAAAAUGUAACACAGACAAUUUUUGAUUGAAAAUUAACCACUCCACGAUAUUCUUUCAUAGCUAGUUAUGUAUCGGUGCUCCAUCAUUCUGCUUUGUCUAGGAAUUACAUUACUCUUCAAAAACAGCGAAGGUGCAGUCGGUUUUGAGCCUUUAGACACAUCAGAUGGUAACUGCCAUUCUGACACGUUUGGGACAAUCAAGGUAGGCGAGACUGGUUAUGCGGAUGAUUGCGUCCGAGGAUUUUGUAGCGAGAGAGGUGUCAGUAUAGCAACAUGCGGAUAUAUUCAAGGCUGCGAUACAACUGUCAGACCACCUGGCAAUUAUCCUGAUUGUUGCCCACAACCUGGAGAAGGCUGUGGCUCACAUAUUGUGAUGGUUGGUUAGUAAGAUUAAUGUUACAUGAGAAAAAGAAAUAAAUUUUUUUCCUCUUGA